AUGUCCGACUUAAAAGAACUAAUAAAACAGAGGGGUAACAUUCGCGGCCGAAUAACAAUAUUCGAAAAGUAUUUGACGCCAUUAACGUUAAUUAAUAGUGAGUCUGAGCGCAACAAAUUAAUAAAUAAUGAAUUAAAUUUGAGAUUAACAAAAUUACAAGAAUUAUCGUACAGUUUCGAUGAAAUUCAAAGCAAAAUUGAACAAUUAGAUCCCGAUAUAUCGAAACAGUUGGAAGAACGGGAGCCUCAAGAAAGAUUAGAGUUUAGUAGGGAUGGCGUAGAACUUGUAUGGAUAAGUAUUGCAGCUCGUACACUGAGCAAUACGCAGCGUUAUGCCCUCCACGUUAGAGUUGUAUACAUACCUAGCGGUCCAAUGCAAUCUUAUCAAUUGACUCUAGUACAAGAUUCGCUCUCUGCGGUUAUGUCUGCCCACCCACAGGAUUAUAUUAUCUUAGCUGGCGAUUUUAAUUUACCAAAUAUUAACUGGACAUUAACAGGACCUGUACACUCACGCUUAGGUACCUGUGAUAUUCAAACUGCUUCCCGUAACUUUAUAAAUAACUUGAAAUUUUUAGGUCUUAGUCAAUACAAUUUGAAAAGAAAUAGUAGCAAUCAUAUAUUAGAUUUAUUAAUCAGUAAUACACACCUAAUGACUUCCGAUCCACAUACACCCUUACUAUUAGAAGAUCAUUUUAAUCCAGCAAUAGAAGUAGAUGCUUCUGAAAUUCUAGUUUCUGAUCGAAAAUCUAAACCACAAAUUAGGCAUAACUCCUAUAAAGGGGACUAUGAAAGCAUAAAUAAUGAAUUAGGUAAUAUUGAUUGGGUAUUCAUAUUUAGUAAUAAAUCAACCGAAGAAAGCGUCGAUAUAUUAUAUAAUGAAUUAUACAAAAUUAUAGAAAAAUUCGUCCCAAAGUACAUGUUAUCAAGACGAUAUAACUACCCGGUAUGGUUUUCAAAAGCACUAAUAGCCGUUAUUAAAGAAAAAAGUUCGGUGCACCGCAGGUGGAAAAAAUAUAAAAAUUCACGUGAUUAUGAUGAGUUCAGGUUACUGAGAAAUAGGCAACACAAGAUACAAAAGGAGUGUUAUAAUUUCUACAUAAAGAAAAUGCAAGAAGGUAUUAUAAAGACUCCCAAACUGUUAUGGACGUAUAUUAAAUCUAAACGUUUAAAAACUACUAGUUAUCCAAAAACUCUUCAUUUAGGCACAAAUAAAUAUACAACAGAUGAAGAAAUCUGUAAAGGGUUUAAUGAAUACUUCGAAAGUGUAUUUACAGAUCCAGCCCCAUCAUACAAUUUUUUCUCCACAACUGCAGUUAAUAAUAAUGCUGAGUCUUUGAACUCGUUAACAAUUACGAAAGAAGAGGUGUUAAAGGUUAGGGAUUUAGGAGUAAUUUUGGAUUCCAAGCUCACAAUGGUGGACCAUAUAAACUGCAUAACAGAAAGAGCAUAUAAAAUGCUAGAUUUUGUAUUUAGAGUGUGCAAGCCUUUCAGUAAUAUCAAGUGCAUAAACGCCAUUUACUUUGCAUAUGUAAGGAGCUUACUCGAAUAUGCGAGCUGUGUAUGGUCUCCAAAGCACGCAAAGCAUAUUGAUGCCAUUGAAUCCAUCCAGAAAAAAUUCAUUAAAUACCUAAAUUUCAAAAUGAGUCCAAAUUGUGUUAUCUACGAAGAUAGCUGUCGUUUUUACGGAUUUCUACCAUUAAGAGAUCGGCGCGAGUUGCUCGAUAUGUUAUUUUUGCAUAAAUUGCUCACAGGUCAAAUAGAUUCUCCGGAGCUGCUAUCGAUGAUAUCGCUUAAUGUACCUUCAAAGCGCACUCGUCAUACAAAUAAACGUUUAUUCCAUGUACCUUUGUCGCGUACCAGUUAUUCAUCAAACUCAGUUCUGUCUAGGAUACUACAUAAUUACAACACGAAAUUUUCUGAUAUAGAUCCCUUUAAUUCGACCACAUAUGGUUUUAAACAAGUCGUCAUCAAAAAGCUUAUGUAA
Molecule: messenger RNA, 1983 nt
Organism: Parnassius mnemosyne (clouded apollo)
Lineage: Eukaryota; Metazoa; Arthropoda; Insecta; Lepidoptera; Papilionidae
Source: the annotation of a GenBank genome assembly